Kluyveromyces lactis is the source of this 555-nucleotide messenger RNA. It is a transcript of the gene MXR1, whose product is annotated as peptide-methionine-S-sulfoxide reductase. The record is from RefSeq and is a predicted model, not a curated record. The transcript has a single exon. The coding region runs from base 1 to 555 and encodes 184 amino acids. Gene Ontology annotation, molecular function: peptide-methionine (S)-S-oxide reductase activity. Lineage: Eukaryota; Fungi; Ascomycota; Saccharomycetes; Saccharomycetales; Saccharomycetaceae. Gene Ontology annotation, biological process: cellular response to oxidative stress. Gene Ontology annotation, cellular component: cytoplasm.
AUGGCUACAGGUAUUUCCAAGACUUUGAAAUAUAACGCACAAACGGAUAAGUUAAUCACUUUUGCAGCUGGCUGCUUCUGGGGUACUCAACACAUCUUUUUGAAGCAUUUCGGGGACAAGAUCAUUGAUGGCAAAGUUGGAUAUUCUAAUGGAUCCGAAAGUCUGAAAGACAAACCAGAUACAGUUUCUUACGAACGUGUCAAGAAGGGUGAUACCGGCUUCGCUGAAGUUUAUCAAAUCUCAUACAAUCCUAAGCUGGUAUCUUUGAAGGAGCUUGUAGACUUCUUUUUCCGUAUUCAUGAUCCUACUACGGUAAAUGCUCAGGGCCCUGAUCAAGGUAGUCAAUACCGUAGUGCUAUCUUUGCGCACUCAGAAGCUGAUCUCAACGAGCUAAAAAAAUUGAAAGAGCAGUGGCAGCCAAAAUGGAACAACAAGAUUGUUACUGAUAUCUCUUUGAUUGAUAACUUCUAUGAUGCUGAAGAAUAUCAUCAAUUGUACCUAGACAAAAAUCCUGCUGGUUACGCCUGCCCAACACAUUAUAUUAGGGAUUUAUAA